This is a messenger RNA of Zerene cesonia (dogface butterfly), 2008 nucleotides long. Its product is annotated as damage-control phosphatase ARMT1-like. Gene Ontology annotation, molecular function: phosphatase activity. The coding region runs from base 96 to 1898 and encodes 600 amino acids. Gene Ontology annotation, biological process: DNA damage response. Gene Ontology annotation, cellular component: nucleus; cytoplasm. The transcript has 16 exons. NCBI's taxonomy places the organism in Eukaryota, Metazoa, Arthropoda, Insecta, Lepidoptera, Pieridae. The record is from RefSeq and is a predicted model, not a curated record.
UUAACGUCAAUUUUCCAUGCAGUUUUCAUCGGCCCACCGUAAAUUGUCGGUCAAUCUAAAUUCCUGUAAUGAAAUAAUUGAUAAAGUUUGAAAAAAUGAGUACAACAUCAACCAAAAGACUUUCGGAAACACCGGGCAGUCAAGCGUCAUCAGUUAACAUUGUAAAAACGGAUGAUGACGAUUAUAGUACAACUCCAGAAUUUAUUUACGGUGGGCCGUUUAUUAAAGUUGAAAAACCCAGUCCAUUCAUAAAUACAGCGACUCCAAUUAAUUUGCAGUUACAAGGGACGUUCAAAAAGAGUUUUGCGUAUUACUCGUUAAAGGAACGUAUGCCCGUUAUACUGACGAAAGUUAUUGACUAUCUUUCGCGGGAGAGUUCAAAAAUAAAAGGAUCCUGUGGUGCCUCCGAUGAAGACAUUCGCAACUAUAUACAGUACAUUACAAAACUAAAGAACGAUCUAGUCACCAACAAGCCCUACGAUUUACUAAAAGUAGACACCCCUGAAGCGAAACGGUGGAACGAGUGGAUAUCCGCCGUUGACAGCCCUAGUUAUUUCCUUAACACCUGGGUGUUCACCGAGUGCUAUGUUUACAGGCGAUUGAGGGAAGGAUGCGAACUGAACAAAACGCUGGAAAAGUUCGACCCGUUCGACGAGCAAAAAGCGCAAUCGUUCAACAACAGCCUCGAGCCGAUGUGCAUUGUAGCUGAGAAACUGGCCACCAUGCUACCGCCCAGCGAUAAGGACAAGCGGAAAGCCGAUUUUAUUACUUUAUUGAAGAUUUGUCUCUGGUCAAACAAAUGUGAUCUGUCCUUGUCUAUGGGCGAGCAAGUGAAGCUGCAAAACGAGGGAGUUAAGAAGAGUCCAUCACGGGAUGUCAUUGACCCGUUCCAGAUGAUCCUAGACCUUAAAGACAAGAUUCUAGUAGAUGACUCAGCGAAAAUAGCCGAUCAGGUUGUUGUUAGAGCUGAAAAUAUCGCAAAAGCCAUUGAGGGGAACACCUCUUUGAAAAAAUGCAGUUGUAAUAGACUAGCCACGAGCGCCGGUUUGCCUCUCUGUGAGCAAGAUGAAAAACCCCCCGAGGCCCCAGCGGGCGAGGGCGAAGCCCCCGAAGGGCCUCCGCCCCCGCCCUGCCCCUCCAAGUUCACCGUGCCGCAAUCGGUUAUGUUCGAUAUAGUCUGUGACAACGCCGGCUACGAGCUGUUCACCGACCUCUGCUUGGCACAUUUCUUAAUAUCACAAAAAAUCGUACAAAAGGUUAGGUUUCACGUAAAGAAAAUACCUUGGUUCGUGUCUGACGUCACGCCCGUAGAUUUUCAGUACGUGAUAAGUUCAUGCGCAAAGAGCAGCUACCGUAGGGAAGUGCCGCCCGAUCCUAAGCCAGAUGCAAGUGAGGACAGUGUAGAGGAGCCGCCCCGUGUGGUGUCGUCCGACAGUUUGCAGCAACUGGCGAGCGCGUGGGAGGGGUUCGUGCAAGAUGGCAGCUUUGUUGUUAUGUGCGACGACUUCUGGACGUCGCCGCACGUGUACAAGGACAUGAAGCGCUACGACCCGGACCUGUACAGGCAACUGCAGUUCGCCGCCUGCGUCCUGUUCAAGGGAGACCUGAACUAUAGGAAACUUCUCGGCGAGAGGAACUGCAACCCCACUCUGGGGUUCGAGCCGGCGCUGCAAGGUUUCCUGCCGGCGCCGAUAGCCGCGUGUCGCACGGUGAAGGCGGACUUGAUCUGCGGCUUGCCGAAGGGGAAGUGGGAGCAGCUGAACAAGGUUGACGAGAAGUGGAUGGAAAAGGGAGACUAUGGUGUGAUACAGUUCUGCGGCAAGUGCGAGCCGUUGAAAGUGUCGGACCGGCCCUGUCCCAUGUACGGGGACACAUGUCGGGGGCUCGUCUGCUCUUAGGCUAUGCGAUACUCAAAUUGUAAGUGAGAAAUUGGAACAGGGGUUACGAAGAGUUAUAAUAAUUAUGUUGAUAUUUUUACUUUGUUGAAAUAAACUUAUUUUGGUAUAAA